AUGGAGGCCCUGGGAGUGACCACUAUUUUGUUGCUGGUAUGCAUCUCAUGCCUUCUCUUUGCCACAUGGAGAAGCAGAUCUCAAAAAGGGAAGGAGCCUCCUGGGCCCACUGCACUCCCCAUUGUUGGAAACCUGCUCCAGAUAAACCCACGGAAUUUGCCUGGAAGCUUGAAAGAGCUCAGUGAGAAGUAUGGUCCUGUCUUCACGGUACAUUUGGGCCCACAAAAGGUUGUCGUGCUGUAUGGCUAUGAUGUGCUGAAAGAAGCCCUGGUUGAUCAAGGAGAUGACUUCAGUGGAAGAGGCAUUCUACCACUGAUUCAAAAACUCUUCGAAGGCACAGGCAUUGUGACCAGCAAUGGGGAGACCUGGAAGCAGCUGAGACGAUUUGCACUCACCACCCUGCGGGAUUUUGGGAUGGGGAAAAAGGGCAUUGAGGAGCGAAUCCAGGAGGAAGCUCAUUUUCUGGUGGAGAGGCUCAAGAACACACAUGAGCAACCUCUGAACCCCAGCAGUUUCCUGAUCCAUGCUGUUUCCAACAUCAUCUGCUCCAUCGUCUUUGGGGAUCGGUUUGACUAUGAGGACAAGAAUUUUCUAACUUUAAUUGAUUGGAUAGAGGAAAACAACAAGCUCCAAACCUCUAUACAAGCACAGCUAUAUAAUUUCUUCCCAACUAUCAUGGAUUAUCUACCUGGACCUCAUCAACAACUGAUAAAAAAUAUUGAAAAAGUUGAUAAAUUUACAACAGAUAUUGUAAUGGAACACCAGAAAACCCUGGAUCCCACUUGUCCUCGAGAUUUUAUUGAUGCUUUUCUUAAUAAAAUGGAACAGGAGAAAGGGAAUGAUGACUCAAAAUUCACCGUUGAGACCUUGAGCAGAACCACACUCGACUUGUUCCUUGCAGGAACAGGGACCACAAGCCUCACACUGAGAUUUGCAAUUCUGAUUCUUCAUAAAUACCCAGAGAUAGUAGAGAAAAUGCAAAAGGAGAUUGAUUCCGUGAUUGGCCGAGAGCGAAGCCCUCGCAUGUCGGAUCGGAGCCAGAUGCCCUUUACAGAUGCUGUGAUCCACGAAAUCCAGAGAUACAUUGAUUUCCUUCCCAUUAAUGUCCCACAUGCUGUAAUCAGAGACACCAAGUUCAGAGGCUAUUUUAUCCCCAAGGACACUCUGAUAUUCCCUAUGCUGAGUUCUGUCCUACAUGAUAGCAAGGAAUUUCCAAAUCCAGAAAAAUUUGACCCAGGACAUUUCUUGAAUGCAAAUGGUACCUUUAAAAAGAGUGACUACUUCAUGCCAUUUUCUACAGGAAAACGCAUCUGCGCAGGAGAAGGUCUGGCCCGGAUGGAGAUAUUCAUAUUUUUAACAUCCAUCCUGCAGAACUUUACUUUGAAGCCUGUUGUGGAUCACAAAGACAUUGACAUCAGCCCAAUAAUCACCAGUCUGGCAAAUGUGCCCCGAGACUAUAAGGUCUCUUUUGUUCCACGUUAG
Messenger RNA from Camarhynchus parvulus, 1482 nucleotides. RefSeq names its product cytochrome P450 2H1-like. Gene Ontology annotation, cellular component: intracellular membrane-bounded organelle; cytoplasm. The record is from RefSeq and is a predicted model, not a curated record. NCBI's taxonomy places the organism in Eukaryota, Metazoa, Chordata, Aves, Passeriformes, Thraupidae. Gene Ontology annotation, molecular function: iron ion binding; heme binding; oxidoreductase activity, acting on paired donors, with incorporation or reduction of molecular oxygen, reduced flavin or flavoprotein as one donor, and incorporation of one atom of oxygen. Gene Ontology annotation, biological process: xenobiotic metabolic process.